This is a messenger RNA of Bombyx mori (domestic silkworm), 1922 nucleotides long. Its product is annotated as juvenile hormone esterase. The coding region runs from base 107 to 1840 and encodes 577 amino acids. The record is from RefSeq and is a predicted model, not a curated record. NCBI's taxonomy places the organism in Eukaryota, Metazoa, Arthropoda, Insecta, Lepidoptera, Bombycidae. The transcript is spliced from 7 exons.
AUAUAAACUAAUUGUCAACCCUACACACAUUGAUCUACUGUACACAUAAUUGCAUUUAUAAAGUCAUAACGACGUGAGUUACACUGUAGUUCAUAUCAGUACCACAAUGAGCCACUACACCACGGCUUUACUUGGUCUGCUUUUCGUCGUUUGUGGUGUAUUCUGCAAUGAGCAAUGUGGGGUGUUGGUGAACAUCGACUCUGGGCCUGUGUGCGGGAAGGUGGAGAUUGCCGAAAACAGCACCAAAUACUACAGCUUCCAGGGAAUACCGUACGGGAAACCACCCACAGGAGCCAGGAGAUUUGCAGAAUUAGAGCCUGUGGAGCCAUGGACUGAUCUAUUAUAUGCUUACGAAGAAGGACCAGCUUGUCCUUCGAGAGACAUUAUCUAUGGCAGCAUUACUAUCAAGGCCAAGGGCGUCAGCGAAGACUGUAUCUAUGCCAAUGUCUUUGUGCCCGCGACCGCUCAACUAAACACCGAUGAACUCAGCGAAGUUAGUUUACUGCCCAUACUGGUGAACAUCCACGGGGGCGCCUUCAAUGCAGGGUCGGGCAAUCGGGAUUUGCACGGACCAGAGUUAUUGAUGGUGAAAGAUGUUAUUGUGAUCAAUUUUAAUUACAGAUUGGCGGUUUUCGGAUUUUUAUCCCUUGCUUCGGAUAAGAUUCCGGGUAACAACGGUCUGCGCGACAUGGUGACACUGCUACGCUGGGUUCAAAGAAACGCACGAGUCUUUGGGGGGGAUCCUGAUAAAGUGACAGUGCUCGGAGAGAGCGCUGGGGCUGCAUCGGUUAAUCUUUUAAUGAUGUCUGAUGCCGCUAAGGGACUUUUCAACAAAGCCAUAAUAAUGAGUGGUACAGCUUUUCCAAGCUUCUACAGCACCUCUGCGGUAUACGCCAAAUAUGUCGCCGAUUUUUUCCUCGGACAAUUGGGUGUUAACUCUACUGAUCCUGAUGAAAUUCAUCAGAUUUUAAUUGAACUACCUUUAGAAGACAUCAUGAAGGCCAAUGACGUGGUGCAAUACAAUUCAGGUAUAGCCUCGUUCGUGCCGGUAGUGGAAAUUGAAGGUCAUAACUAUACGAGGAUUAUUGAUGACGACCCCAUAGUUCUCAUAGCAGAGGGUCGGGGUAAGGAUAUUCCCUUACUAAUGGGUUUCAAUCAGAAUGAAGGAGAAACAUUCAGGUGGCUUUUAACCAUUAUGGAUGCGUUAACUCGUUACAAAACUAAUCCGGCUGCUAUAUUAUCACCGAGAUUAGCUUACGAGUUAUCGACAGAAGAAGCUUUGGCUAAAGCAGAAUUAGUAGCGAAAAGAUAUUUUGACGGUGAAGUGACUAUGGAUGGUUUCAUAAAAAGUGUAACAGAUCAAUUGUUCCAAUAUCCUAUUAUAAAACUAGCACAAUGGAGAACAUUGCUGAAUUCAGCACCGACUUUUCUGUACGUAUUUUCGUAUCAGGGUGACAUCAGCAUUAUAAAGAGAUCUAACUGGUUAAGUUACAACGGUACAGGUCAUGUCGAGGAUCUGACGUACGUGUUUCGCACCACCACAUUUCUCCGCGAUCACGUAUCGAUUCCUCCUCAGACUAGGGAUGAUCACAUGAGGGACUGGAUGUCCACACUGUUCAGUAACUACGUAAAAUGCAACAAUCCGACAUGCACAGAGUCUGAUGAUCCUCAGUGGCCACCGAUCAAUCAAACAGAGUUAAUGUAUCAACUCAUUAAAGAGCCCAACGUCUACAGCCUGUCCGCUCUGUCUGAUGAGUUCAAGACAAUGGUUGAGUUCUGCGAUAGCGUGGAUGACCAAGUCAGGACACGUUCAGAGACUUUCAAGCAGCAACACGGUUAAACGUGAUAAAAGAUUCUCUAAUUCAAUCCAUUUUACUUUUUGCAAAUUGUUUUUUAUAGUUCGGAUAAAUGUUAAAAAUGUA